This is a messenger RNA of Protomyces lactucae-debilis, 990 nucleotides long. RefSeq lists its product as uncharacterized. Bases 67 to 648 code for a protein of 193 amino acids. The transcript has a single exon. The record is from RefSeq and is a predicted model, not a curated record. NCBI's taxonomy places the organism in Eukaryota, Fungi, Ascomycota, Taphrinomycetes, Taphrinales, Protomycetaceae.
GGAGAGCACAGGCUACUGCUCCCUACUGACUCCUCCCUGCUCCUGUAACACACAGCGCGCGUCCAGAUGCAGUCGCAGAUCAGAGAAGACCUAGCAGGCUCCACAUACUCCCUCGCCGCACCGCCAGGGCAUGCACAGCAGCAGCAAUAUAAUUACCAAGGAGGCGGCCAACAGGCAUAUCAAGUCGUACACCACCCAUCCGCCCAAUCUGGCUAUGACGGCAGCAGCAGCGUGACAUCUAGUCUCCCGGGCGACAAGAAGAGACCCUCGGAGAACUUUCGUCACUUUUCAUCCAGAUUCUCAAAUACCAGCUAUAACCCAUCCUUCCGGACACACCAACAAACGGAAUCUUCCGUCGGUACGAUGAACCAAGGACCAGGACUCGAGGGUUUCAUGAUGGAAGACGAAACUAAGAUGCGUGGUGACCAAAAGCGAGGCAUGUUUCGUGGUACUGCUCAAAUGGACUGGCUAGACAAGUUGCGGCAACACCCUAAAUUUGCGCUCUAUGUCUUCCUCGGCCUCAAUGCUGCCAUGUUGCUCGUCAUCUUCAUCACAGGCAUGAUCUGGCUCGCUUUGGGUAUUGUAAAGAAUAAGAAGUUCUUGAGUGGCAUCCCGCCGCCCUCAAAUGCGCCCAUCAACAACCCUUAAGAUCAUGUUUAUACUCCUCGCUCACGACCUCGUUGUCCUUCUGUAUACACAACGUCUUGGCAUUGCUUUACACAUACACAUACAAAUCGUACAUGAUCAGAAACAUUGUGCUGUUACUUUUCGUAAUGACUUUUUAUACAGUCGUCUCUCCAUGCCGAGUAAAUGCCUGUAGUGUUACACAUGAGCAACGCGCGCCAAUAUAGCCUCGCGCUCUCCUUCUCUUGACCUCAUCCUCCAUCAAUACAUUUCCACAUGGAUGACAUCUUCUUCUGAGUCACAGUCGCGGUCAAAUCGCCAUCGUGACAAUGACCGUUCUCGCGCCGCAUCCUCCAUCUCCGCAUC